UAGUCGUCUAAAUUUGUACAAUGGCGGCUAUGUCCCCGUCGGAGCGACGUUUGCAAAAAGAACUCAUGUCGUUAAUGAAGGAACCUCCUCCGGGUGUUACCGUGGACGGAGACCAGGCCAGCCAAAAUCUGACAUUGUGGACAGUUCACAUGGAAGGAGUGCCGGGCACGUUGUAUGAGGGUGAAAAAUUCGUACUUCAAUUCAAAUUUACAAAUAAAUAUCCAUUCGAUUCUCCAGAGGUAACAUUCAUUGGUAACAACAUCCCGAUACAUCCUCAUGUGUAUUCAAACGGCCACAUCUGCCUCUCGAUACUAACGGACGACUGGUCACCGGCGCUCUCCGUGCAAUCCGUCUGUCUAUCAAUAGUAUCCAUGCUUAGUAGCUGUAAAGAGAAGAAACGGCCACCGGAUAAUUCUUUUUACGUGAAAACAUGCAACAAAAACCCUAAGAAAACGAAAUGGUGGUACCACGAUGACUCAGUUUAACAGCGCGUCGCGGCUAUAUCGAGCACGGACGAUAAAUCUAAUAAUGUGAUAAGUGUUAUAUCGAUGAUAAAAAUAUGUAUAUACGAGUGAGUGCCGCGGCUUAGACAAUGGUGCGAAAUUGGAUCAGCUGUGUGAUGUUUAUUGUGCUAGUGUGCUGCCCUCUAUCGAUUUAUUAUCUGCGUUUAUUUUAUCUGUGCAAGCUUAUGUCAUAGACAAACGUUUAUUUCAUCGUUUCACGUUAAUCACUUGUAUUGAUACGACCUAAGAAAGAUGGGCAAUUAAGGUAAAUAUAUCUAUCGUUUUUUCCUUCAUGUGCUGUUUCAAUUAUUAAGAGUAGGACAUAUAUAUGUUUAUUGCAAAACAAUUAGUUAUAAAAAAUGUCAUUCGAUAGACUGCGAGAUUUUAUACCAUAGGUUCGAAAAACAAAAUGUUAGCUUUUAAAGACAUAUUUUUUAAGUCAUUCAUACCAUAAUAAAACAAAAAUCUAUAUUCAUUUCAACAUUUGAUAAAGGAUACUAUUACAUAUUUUUCUUAUUUGUAUAUUUUUUCAAUUGGCCAAAAUGUACCCGUCAAGUCUAGGUAGAGCAAACUAAGAUGAUGUUUAAAAAACAAUUGCAGCUCGGAAUGUUUCAUGAAAACGUUUAAUAAGAAAAGAAAACAACCUUAAAGCCGAUACAAAAACUAACGGCUCGGUAAAAAGCGUGUCCCAUUAACACUAUUAAUUAACCAAAGAAUGAUGAGUGUAAUAAAUUAUGAGACAAACAAGUAUUAUUCAUUCGUUCAUACACCAAUCGACUCUCAAUAUCACUUUCACUGCAUUCAAUAUUCUGAGGUAUUGUACAUUAGAGGCCAAUUUAACAUAAACCAUAAACAAUCCUAAAAUAUUCACGCACUGCGACUUUUUAUUAUUUUUUAAUCUGUCACUCGAAACUAAAUUAAUUAAUAAUCUGUAUUGUAAAAGACAAAUAUGUUAUAUAAUAUUGAGAUAAAAUAAAUUGUCUAUAAUUUUGAUGUUAAAUAAAAACUAUUAAAACAUAUUAUGCUAUAUUAUAAUUAUCGAUAUCGCUAAAUAGCGAAACCAAGCCGAGUAGUUAUGAAGUAGUUUGAUGGAAUAACAAAUUAUUGAAGCGUGUGAAUAAAUUAUUAGCCUGCUACUA
Messenger RNA from Nymphalis io (European peacock), 1642 nucleotides. Its product is annotated as ubiquitin-conjugating enzyme E2 W. The transcript is spliced from 6 exons. The record is from RefSeq and is a predicted model, not a curated record. Lineage: Eukaryota; Metazoa; Arthropoda; Insecta; Lepidoptera; Nymphalidae. The coding region runs from base 21 to 485 and encodes 154 amino acids.